Molecule: messenger RNA, 1830 nt
Organism: Lachancea thermotolerans CBS 6340
Lineage: Eukaryota; Fungi; Ascomycota; Saccharomycetes; Saccharomycetales; Saccharomycetaceae
Gene: ECM38
Product: gamma-glutamyltransferase
Exons: 1
Coding region: 1-1830 (609 amino acids)
Biological process (GO): glutathione catabolic process
Cellular component (GO): fungal-type vacuole; plasma membrane
Molecular function (GO): glutathione gamma-glutamate hydrolase
Source: RefSeq, a predicted model, not a curated record
AUGAGGCUGGCUGCUGUGCUUACACUGCUGCUCGAGACAGCUGUAUGUAUGCAGCACUUCUUUGUGGAGAGCCCGGAUCACAAUAUUGAUAUCAAGCCGCUUCCACGCCACCCCACCUUGAGUCCAAAUUCAUCGCAAGUUCUUAGAACAGGACGGUAUGGCGCUGCGAGCUCGGAUUCUGAGCACUGCAACAAGAUCGCAGUUGAACAAGUUUUAAAGAAGUUCGAUGGUGCUAACGCGGCCGAUGCUGCUGUUUCUGUGGCCCUGUGCUUAGGGAUGAAGAACUUCUUCUCAAGCGGGAUCGGCGGCGGUGGAUACGCUGUAUUUGUCGGCAAAGAUCAAAUGUCUGGAGAAACAGAUUCUCUUUUUAUCGACUUUCGCGAGCAAGCGCCCGCGCUAGCCCACAAAAAUAUGUUUUCGCAAUCACCAAACGCUUCUCAGAUUGGAGGAUUAGCAAUUGCAGUUCCUGGCGAAUUGCGGGGAAUUUAUGAGCUAUUUGUCAAGAAGGGGAGUGGGAAAGUUGAGUGGAGGGAUUUGCUACAACCUAUAAUCGAGCUAGGAUCGAAUGGUUGGGAAGUCGACGAGAUUACGGCCGCUUGUUUGAAAAUAUACGAACCCUACUUUGUGCAGCAUAAGAAAGAUUGGGCUUUUGUGUUGAAUGAAGGACAGUCGCGAGUCUUAAAGACUGGAGAAAGUAUAAAACGCCCUGCUUUAUCCGAUACGUUAAAAGAAUUGGCGAGCAAUGGCACUGUCGCGCCCUUCUAUGAUCCAAACCACAGGAUAGGCCGCUCAAUGCUUCGAAAAAUUAAAGAAAGUGGAGGCAUAAUUACAGGCAAUGACUUAAAAUCAUAUUACGUUAAUACAUCAAAGCCCCUCUAUACUAAGAUCCGCUCGGGCUGGCAGUACUUUCCGAACAACGAUCUUGAGGUAUUUACAAGUGGUGGUUCUAGCUCUGGAGCUGCGCUACUUUCUGCCUUGAAAAUCUUAGACGAGUUUCCGGCCAAGAAAGGCGGGGAUUUUCAGCCAGAGCAGGUCUAUGUACUUGUAGAGUGCAUGAAAUGGAUGUCGAGCGCUAGAAGCCGACUCGGUGGCUUUUCCGAUCCACAUGAGCUCCCUCAACGCAUUCUCGAAGUUCUUGACUCCAACUGGACUCAAAACUCUGUGCGACUCAUUAACGAUCACUUGCCCGGCCUCAAGACACUUUCAAAUUGGACAGAAUACAAUCCUGCUUACGCUCUCACAGAUCCCCACGGUACAACGCAUUUUGGGGUAGUUGACAAAUUUGGCAACGCUGUUUCUUUUACAAGCACUGUGAAUCUAUUAUGUGGAUCCUUAGUCCAUGAUAUUGAAACGGGUGUUAUUUUCAACAAUCAAAUGGACGACUUCUCACAGCCAGGAAGAUCAAAUGCUUUCGAGCUUGCUCCCUCUAUCUACAAUUUUAUCGAGCCGGGGAAAAGGCCUUUGUCAUCUGCCUCUCCUGUCGUGAUCCUUGACGAGUUAGGUAAGCCUGAUCUUGUAAUCGGCGCAUCUGGGGGCUCAAGAAUAACUCCAAGCAUCUUCCAAGUUAUCACAAGACUCUACUGGUACGAAAUGCCUUUACUCGAAGCCAUCGCCUAUCCUAGGGUUCAUCAUCAGCUACUUCCUGACGUACUUGAGGUUGAAAGCUUUCCGAUGCUUGGUAAAGACACUUUAGAGGCUCUUAAAAGUAUGGGCCACAAUCUUUUGGAACAGGCUCCCAAAAGUGUUGUAAAUGGAAUCAAAAGACACAGAGGAGAAUGGCACGCGGUUAGUGACUAUUGGCGGAAGAGGGGUCUUUCGGUGGCUUAUUAG